AUGGUUUCCAUCCGCGGAAUCUUGGCCUCGGCCGUCGUUGCCCUCUUCGCCGUGCCAGCUCUCGCGGCCAUCCUGCCAGCAGACGUGCAUCACCUCAUCAACGGGCCCCUGACUAUCAUCGGCGUGGGACCAUUCCCGACCAUUAUCAAGGGGCUCGCUGACAUUGUUACGACAGCAACUACCGCCAUUGCCCAGGUGCAGGGUGAUCUCCCGGUCCCGGCCGGAGCUGACGCCACGGCCAUUGCGGAUGCUUUCAGAGACUUUGUCCGCAUCCACCAGCAGCUGCUCAACAUCUUGAUCGGCAAGGCUGGCUCGUUCCCGACAGUGCCCCUCAUUGGCUCGCCGGUUGCUGCCGCGCUCCGCAGGAUCGAGGGCAUCACCGACGACCACGACUCGCUGUCGUCGUCGAUCCAGACGGCCAUCAUGGCCUACAGCGGCCUUACCGGCCCCAUUGUUAAGCGCGAUCAUGCGCGCAACUUCUCUGCUUGA
Lasiosphaeria miniovina is the source of this 489-nucleotide messenger RNA. RefSeq lists its product as uncharacterized. NCBI's taxonomy places the organism in Eukaryota, Fungi, Ascomycota, Sordariomycetes, Sordariales, Lasiosphaeriaceae. The coding region runs from base 1 to 489 and encodes 162 amino acids. The transcript is spliced from 5 exons. The record is from RefSeq and is a predicted model, not a curated record.